GCUCACUUCUGCACGUAGCACAAACCCACAGUAUACGUCAAACCCUUCCUCAUACAAGUCAGCUGUGCUGUGAGAGGACGCGACAGGCAUGUUCAUCAUGUUAUGGGAGCGGGCCGUGUAUGCAGCGGAGAGGAAGGCGAUCUCUUUUUGUCUCUUCUUUUCCGUUUUUCAUUGAAUUAACAUCCGAGCAGAUAUCACGUUUUAAGGCGAUCCAUCUCCAGGAGCAAACUCGUACUUUGCUGCCUAACAAAAACGGCCUGGUUUAUUGGCCCGGGACCGCAGAGUGUCGGCCUGUGACGCAACCGGAGCACCUAUCCGCGAGAGGGACACUGACACCUGACUGCUGCGUUUCCCGACUCGCCGGCGUUUAUCAUCACGACCAGCACUCGGGCUCUGCAGUGCAGGCACUGUUGCGUUUUAUGGAAGCAGAGUCUGAGCAACCUGUCGUGGACAUGCUGCCCCCAAAGAACUGCCUGCCCAGGAACUACAGCUGCAUAGCCGGGCUGUUCGGGAGCCUGGCUGCAGCGAACCCGAGACUUGAUGAUGGAGAAGAUUUUGACCUGGUGAACGGUACGUGCGAGCCCAUCGAGAGCCCGGUGGUGGACGAGAGACCGCGGGGCAGAGAGGUCUCCUUGAAGCCGACACAGAGCCCGAAUCUGCGUCGGAGGUGCAAGUCGCUGCCUACACCCAUAGAGCGGGCAAAGUUAGAGGUCUCCCGCAGCAGAAGUCCGACCAGUCAGAAGAAGGUCCGGUUCGCGGACUCACUGGGCUUGGAACUCAUUUCAGUGAAGCACUUCGAUGAUACAGAUGUUCCAGAGGUGCCGGAGCGCAUAUUGGCAAAACUGCCCAAAGGACCCCUUCCCCUCAAUCAUUUGGACACAAAAUUCCCCCGGGCUCCUUCACAGUCUGUGUUCAUGGAGUUGCAGUUCACCAACCCAGGCACAUUACCCGGCUUUGAUCAGAAAGUGAGGGAGGUGAAAGUCCUGCUGGAGAGCGUGGAGGCGGACGAAUUCAGCCUCUCCGGGUUUGUGCGCGUGUUGAAUCUGGCUUUUGAAAAGAGCGUCUCCCUGCGGUACUCCUUAAACAACUGGAUAACAUUUAUGGACAGUUUGGCAUCCUAUGUCCCCGACUCAAGCGACGGCGCCACCGACAGGUUCUGUUUCAAGAUCGUCAUGCCUACCUACUUGGACAACGGAGGCACGCUGCAGUUUGCAAUAAAAUACUGUGUCGGAGGGCUGGAAUUCUGGGACAAUAAUAAUGGGAACAAUUACAAAGUGCGGCGUCACAGGUUCAAGAUGUCUCCGCCGCGGGAAUGGGAGAAUGGAUGGAUUCACUUCAUCUGAGCUCUGCGGUGGCACUCUUGUGCGUAACCGGUUUCCGGAUAGGUUAUUCAUGACUGUAGCCUGUUCAUUCAUUUUUAAUGAAUAUUAUUAUUAUUUCCCCGCUGUUGUUACACACAUGACCUGACACAGACCCGAACAUAUUUUCUCACAACAUAUAUUCCCUGCUGUAAUAACACAUCGCGCGUGUAAAACUACCGUGCAAGCCUGGUAUAGGUUCCCGGUGUGGGGAUACUGCGAGAUAUUUUUGCCUUGAUGUCAGGGCUCUCUACAGCUGGGUGCCCUUUGGGAGGGCAUGUUCACGUUAUGUAAUGUAAUAAACACGUGCCACGAAAAAACGUGCCGGGCCAUCCCAACUCCAGGCAUCGCGGCCCAUUUCAGGGGAUCUUGUGAAUCUAUACGGUGGCACUGUGUUCCGAAAAAAAUUGUCAGUUUCGUUUUGCAUGCGUGCAAACACAACGUCUCAGUGGGAAGCAGACAGCAUCACAUCUGGAGUGAUGUGGAGUGAUGUGGGCUCCGAGGCGGCACACGUCUUACCUAGACAGAAGAGAAAUACGAGGAACUAUAUUUUAUUGAACAUUUCAAUGUGUAAUUUCCCGCUUUCAUGCCAUUAAAAUGCCUUAUUCUAAGCCAUGAUGUAGGAAGUUGUACAUUGAAUGCUGUACAGUACUGCUCAAAUAAGACUUGACUAAAAUCAAGUUUUAGACAUCAUCAUCAAACAAGGAUCCAGGGACACCAUAAUGAGUUUAAAACAACAGCAUCUGCCUCUUAAUGCCCUUAAUUUGCAGCUGUCUUGCAGCCACCUUUGCUUCAUUGAUGUAAAAACGAUUUAACAUGUAUCAUUUCCAAAUUGAAAUAUCAAAGAGGUCUAGCCAAACACCAGUAAACUAAUAUCCAUAUAUCUCUAGAAAGAAUCUUGAAGCAUAGCUGCAUAAUUCAUAUACCUCUAAACCAUUAAGGCUGUGUUUGUAAAGGCUGAGAUUCAAGACGCUCGCAUUUUAUUGUGAUUCAUCGUCUUUUCUGAAUGGGCAUCUCCAACAUGGCUGCUGUUCUCAUAAAGAAAUACAGUGACUAUACGAAAGCUUAAAUUUACCUCAGAGUACUUGUGGACCUUUUCUUCUCUUCUUCAGGUUAAUCGUUGCAGAAUAGACUUUAUUUUCACAGCAGUUAUUUUCUAACUGAUACCUUCACACAGAAAAUGUAUUAUUGUACAUUUGUCUAUUUUAAACACAGUGCUUGCACUGCGUAUCUGUGUUUUUCACAGAGGAAUUCUGUCUCUAGACAAAGUAGCUAUGAACCCCGUCUCUGCUGCUGUAAAUGUGCAGUACUACUCGUCAUACUGUGUAGGAAUAGUGCUGCUCCUCACUCUCCUAACGCAUGGUCGAAAUGGUUUGAACCACCUCACUGGCUGACAUUUACCUUCUCGAAUUCCUCCACACCAUUUAUCCUAUUUUUUUAGAUGGCACUUUACGUCUACAUCUGUAUGCUUUUACUGAAUUCAGUGGAGAGAAGUCUUCAAAAUAAGCUCCAAUGCAUUUCAUGUAGUCCGCCUUUAUGGCAAAUAUGUGUGUCCUAAACGUGUUCACUUAAAUGCAGAUAUUCACCAUGCUUCUCCAAAAACUUAUAAGACAAUAUUAGUGUUUGUGUAGAAAGUUUCCGCUCCGACGUCUAGGGGGAACGACAGGCUUGGGCCUUUUAAUUCCAGUGCUCUGACUGUAAUCUGAGCAUCACUUUGGCUUUUGUUUACAUCAUCCGGGCUUCUGAGGGAAGCGCUCCACUUAUUCAGGCUAUCAGGUCGGCAUGAGGAUGGAAACUAUUCCUGUAAGCCACUUAGUUUUUGGAGCAGUUCCACUGUGAAUCCAUCUGUACCUUUAGUCUCGAAAUAUGACAAGAUUUAUGUCAGAACUAAAGUGCUAUCAACACAAAAGUUAGUUUUGAUCAGAUGGAAGAAGAUCAGCGCUGAGAUGAUAACAGCCACCGUGCUGUUUAGCUAUAUCAUGCACAGAGCUGCACUUCUCUCGUUUCCUUAUUUAAACUUGCUGUGGAUACAAAAGGCAGCGCUUACUGUAUGAAAUGUUGUUAAACCAGUGGGUAUAUGCAAAUUGUCUGCUUUGGUCUAUGUAAACGAAGUUCCAGCAUCCAUGCAGUGCAACCCCAGAAAGCAUGAAUUAUCCGGGCUGAGGUGAAUGACGAGGGUACGGAGAGAUGCAUCAAUACCAAUUAAUCACUGCCAGCACAGUCUGUGAUUUUUGACAUUUGACUGACGGCUGAUCAGAUUUUCUCUGGUAGACAACAUUUUUGUGUUGAGGUUGUCCGACACAAAUAAUAUUUUUUAGAAAUGUUGCCUUUUAAGAUGCCACAUUCCUGUCACGUUUGCUGACGUUUAGGAGACAUGGUUGUAUCCCCUGCACUGCUGUUGUUAUUGGUGCAUCCCUGUCUUCGAGAAGAUAAAGGGCUUCUGGUCGGAUUAGAUUUUCACCUCAGUGUAUUCAAAACAGUUUGCAUCAGAGCUCACUGGUAUAUGGAUAUGUAUGUAAAUGUCUUAAUGUUUCAUAUUGAAUGUCUUCCUAUAACUGUUUUGUGUUGUGUGUACUUUGUAGCAUUUUAAAAGCAGAACUGUGAGAUGGGACUGGUGAUCGGUUGGUUGUUAUGAUCCUGUGACAGUAAAAAAACAAAACAAAAAAAAACAAGCACAUUUACUAAUAGGUCUCCAGGGCCAUUUAAAAUAUGUUAAAAUUGGCAAUGCUGAUGACAUUUUGUCUCAAAAUAUACAAUAAGUUUUUCCUUAAGAUCGAACGCAAUGUGAACAAUGUAACUGAGAGAAAUUAGUUUAUUGGAAACCCCACAUGUGCGUCUGCACAUAAACGCUGCCUUACUAAACUGUGGGUUCACUAAAGGACAUGUAAGAGAAAUGGAAGCUGGCAUGUGCUUGUUUGUUGAGAUAUGAGGUGAGAACAUGUGUGGACAGCGAUGAGAGACCUGGGCAAAACGGGAAACAUUCGAUGCACUUUGGUGGUAUGUAGCUUUUGGUAUGAGCGACUUAUGAUUGUAUGACACUGAGCAAACUCAGUCAAAGCAGAUCUGAUGCUGUAAGGGUAACAAAAAGGGUGUAGUAUAUAGAUAUAUAUACUGUAUAUGAAAGCUUCUCUUGUGAACUGCUACUAAACAAAAUGUUUUCCAUUCUUUGUCAUGAUGUUCUGCUUUUUUUCUCACAUUGUAGAAAGCUAAAAUCACUUCUGUCUCAUGUAGAACAGUUUUAAUGUCACUGAUGUUUUUUCUUGAUUUGCCGUCUUGUCUGUGAGACUUUUGUUUUACCUGUAGUUCCUAUGCAACCGUUUCUUUGUGUUGUAACAUCUGCACUGUGAGCUGUCUCCAGUAGAUUUGAACCAUGUUUGCAUGUAUGACUAAAAGAUACCUUUAUUUUUAUGUUUAGUUUUUAAUGUAACCUGUAUUUUAUUAUAACAACGGACAAUAAAGGCGCUGAACCUUC
Molecule: messenger RNA, 4830 nt
Organism: Mugil cephalus (flathead mullet)
Lineage: Eukaryota; Metazoa; Chordata; Actinopteri; Mugiliformes; Mugilidae
Product: protein phosphatase 1 regulatory subunit 3E
Exons: 1
Coding region: 120-1343 (407 amino acids)
Biological process (GO): regulation of glycogen biosynthetic process
Cellular component (GO): protein phosphatase type 1 complex
Molecular function (GO): glycogen binding; protein phosphatase 1 binding
Source: RefSeq, a predicted model, not a curated record